Messenger RNA from Rotaria sp. Silwood1, 1134 nucleotides. NCBI's taxonomy places the organism in Eukaryota, Metazoa, Rotifera, Eurotatoria, Philodinida, Philodinidae. The record is from the annotation of a GenBank genome assembly.
AUGUCAACUACAAAUCUUGAACAGAAUGAAUUGAUUACUUGUGAUUUAUGUAAACGACGUUAUAACAUAAAUGUUUAUAAACGACAUAUAAAUGAAAAUCAAUGUAUUAAACGAAAUCAGCGUCGUUUACCAUUUGAAUCAAUAAAACAACGAUCAAUUCGAAUUGGUGAUAAAAUAUUUUCUAUUCAACAACAAGAAAAACAACAGAUAAAUAAUGAUGUACAAUUAUCAAAUAGUCGAGAGAAAAGAAAACAACAAAUAUCUAAUAAUAACAAUAAUAAUAAUAAUAAUAAUAAUAAUAAUAAUAAUAAACAAUAUCAAGAAAAAAUUCAAAGAAUUACACCAUCUAAUAAUCAUCGACGAACACUUGAACAAGCUAAACAAUUAUUAGAACGACGAACUAAAUAUAAACCACCAUGGAUUCAAAAAAAAUCGAAUUUUACAAAUGACCUUCAAUUAAAACUAAAUCGAACUAAUACAACUUUUCUCCAAACACCGGAUAAAUCUAAUAAGAUAAUAAAUCAAAUUUUAUCACCAAAAAAAUCAACACAAAAAUUAUAUUCUCAUACACGAACAUCUCCGCCAACAACUAAAUUUAAAAACGAUAACUUACCAAUUAAAGUAUCGGAUCGUUACACGCACAAUUAUAUCGCUUCUCAACAACCGAUUUUAACUCAUUCGCCUAAAAUACGUGUAUCUCAAGCAACAACAACAUCUAAAUACCAUCAUUAUCAACCAAAUCGUGUUGAUCAAACAUUUUCUCAUGAACAAAUUAAUUCUGCUCGUCAAUCAAUGCGAAAAGCAUAUACUUGGACACGUUCAUCAAAACAAUUAUCUACUCGUGAUAUGAUUUCACCUAUACAAAUUCCAACAUUUUGUGAAUCAUCAUCAGGUCCUUCUCAUGGUCAUAUACCAAUACUCGUCAAUCAAAAUUAUGAUGAUGAUGAAUUUGAACGUUAUAGUCCAACACCACCAUCAACACCAAAAUAUCAACAAGAUAAAAAAGAAUCAAAAAAUAUUUCACCACAUAUUAAACAAAAUUUUAUUCUUCAUGAACAACAGACAUUUAUACGACCAGCUACAUAUCAGAAAGCUAAGAGAUCCAAACAACAACAGCAGAAUGAAAGUAAAUGA